This is a messenger RNA of Pisolithus orientalis, 1158 nucleotides long. Its product is annotated as RabGAP TBC. NCBI's taxonomy places the organism in Eukaryota, Fungi, Basidiomycota, Agaricomycetes, Boletales, Pisolithaceae. Bases 1 to 1158 code for a protein of 385 amino acids. The transcript has 4 exons. The record is from RefSeq and is a predicted model, not a curated record.
AUGGAUUUUGAGCUAGUCAAACCGUCCAUUCCGAUCGUUAGUGGUCGCGCUAGCCAGGAUUCUGUUGUCGGACAAGAGCUUCGCCUAGAUCCAGGUUCACCAGGUCUGUUAGGUGACACUGCUUCCAUACACUCUGGUGCGCCUCGGUCACCCCUGGCUGCGAACGAACAGGCCUCAGGGGGUGCCACAGACACGCAGGCUGCUGCGGACGCUCAUCGCCAACGGGAAGUCCGAUGGAUGGCCCUCAUGCCGACGGUUCCACCUUCGCAAGCGAGGAAGAACAAGAAAGUUAAGCGACUUCUCCAGGACGGUGUCCCAUCUUCUCUGCGCUACCUCGUUUGGUGCCAUCUUACAGAUAGCAAAGCCCGUGCUCUUCCUGGGGUGUACAAUAAACUAGGCAAGCGACCUCGUGUCCCUGCAUUUACGGAGAUCGAAAACGAUUCAGUGAGAUGCUUCCCCGACCAACCCCAGCUACACAACACACAUGGUCCCAUUGUGUCUCUGCUGCAGGCCUAUUUGAGUAUGGUUCCCGAUAUACAGUAUAGCUCAGCAUUAACUUCCAUUGUGGGACACCUAUUGCUCCUGGCACCAGAAGAGGAUGCUUUUUGGAUAUUUGCCUCUAUAAUGGAUGCCCACCUCCGGUCAUACUUUUCAACGAGUACGAUUCAAAUAGAAGUCGACGCUGCAUUGCUGAGUAAAGCCGUGGAGGUCAACGAUCCAGCUGUUCACAAGAAGUUAUAUGUGUCACUCCAGAUGGCUCCGGCAAGCAUCACUCGGCCGUGGUUCUCUGGUCUGUUCGUCGGAACGUUGCCCGUAGAUCACCUUCAUCGGAUCUGGGACAUUUUCUUGUAUGAAGGCAUGCCAUUUUUGUUCCGAGUUGGUCUCGCUGUUAUACACUGUGUGCGCCACCUUCUUCUGCAAGCUACCUCCGAGGAAAGCGCACUGGAAAACCUGUCCUGCCCACCGCUCGCGUGUCUGCCUUCUUCUGCAGAUGAAAUUUUGUCUCUUUGCUUUAGCAUGAAGCUGAGAGAUGACGACGUGCGAAAGCAACGUGUCAAGAUGGAAGCACAGGUCAAAAGACAGGCCCAGGCGCGCACGCACCCUACUAAUGGCAUGCCCAACCGACAGACGACCUCUAUUUCACUUCCGAGGCCAUAA